This is a messenger RNA of Hippoglossus stenolepis (Pacific halibut), 3338 nucleotides long. Its product is annotated as 5'-AMP-activated protein kinase subunit gamma-2-like. Lineage: Eukaryota; Metazoa; Chordata; Actinopteri; Pleuronectiformes; Pleuronectidae. The record is from RefSeq and is a predicted model, not a curated record. The transcript is spliced from 14 exons. Bases 337 to 1758 code for a protein of 473 amino acids.
UGAAGUGUGACCGGAAGCGCCACCUGCUAGCUCCGUUAGCUUGUUAGCUGUUGCGACUCCGGUGGACUCCUCCUUUCUAACGCGGAACCGAGCGGCGGAGCCUGGAGCCCGCAGAGGACGAGCGUUCCCCGGCCCAUCGGCUCCCUCCUGCCGGACGGACAGUCGACAUGAAGCCGUGAGGAGGCCCCUCGGCCCCGGGGACAGCGCAGAGAGCAGCGGCUGGAUGUGAAGUUCCGGUUGCAGACGACAUGUCGGAGCAGGACCCUGAUGAUGCUGGGCCGUGGAGUUGUGUGCCUCCUUUCUGUCAGAUGACUGGGACAUGAUAUUGUUCCCAGGAUGCUUUGCAGCUUGACAUCCACACCUGCCAACCAUCAGCUGUUGUGUAGUCACAGCAACAAGCUUAGAGACAAGCUUGGCCGAUCAGUGUUGAAGUCACCAUGGCAACCAGCAAUCGCGUCGGCAUCGGAGCGAGACAUUUACAUGAGAUUCAUGAAAUGUCACAGAUGUUAUGACAUCAUCCCGACAAGCUCCAAACUGGUGGUGUUCGACACGACGCUGCAGGUGAAGAAAGCGUUUUUUGCUCUUGUGGCAAACGGAGUGAGAGCUGCUCCACUGUGGGAGAGCAAGAACCAGAGCUUUGUAGGGAUGUUGACCAUCACAGACUUCAUCAACAUCCUGACCAGAUACUACAAAUCCCCCAUGGUUCAGAUCUACGAGCUGGAGGAACAUAAGAUCGAGACGUGGAGAGAGCUGUACCUGCAGGAGACCUUCAAACCGCUGGUCCACAUCUCACCUGACGCCAGUAUAUUCGACGCAGUGUACUCGCUGAUAAAAAAUAAAAUCCAUCGACUUCCUGUCAUUGACCCGGUGAGCGGGAACGCGCUCUACAUUCUGACACACAAGAGGAUCCUCAAGUUCCUGCAGCUGUUUGUGUGUGAGAUGCCCAUGCCUGCCUUCAUGAAUCAGUCUCUGGAGGAACUCGGCGUCGGGACGUACGCUAACAUCGCCUUCAUCCACCCUGACACGCCCCUCAUCACCGCGCUGUCCGUCUUCACACACCGCCGCGUCUCCGCCCUGCCAGUCGUGGAUCACCAUGGUAAAGUCGUGGACAUCUACUCCAAGUUCGACGUGAUUAACCUGGCAGCAGAGAAGACGUACAACAACCUGGACGUGACAGUGACUCAGGCGCUCAGACACAGGUCUCAGUACUUCGAAGGAGUCAUGAAGUGCAACAAACUGGAAACACUGGAGACGAUAGUGGACCGAAUCGUGAAGGCUGAGGUUCACAGGCUGGUUGUCGUUGAUGAAGAGUCUCGUAUCAUCGGCAUCGUCUCUCUGUCCGACAUCCUGCAGGCGCUUGUACUAAUCCCCGCAGGUCUUGGGAGGAAAGAGUCUCUCCCCUCUCAGCCGGCGACUCUGGACUCAACACCACCAGAGACAGGACUGGACCAGGACCAAGAUCAGGACCAGGACCAGGAUCAAGAUCAAGUACAGGAUCAGGAUCUGGAUCAGGUCCAGGAUCAGGAUGAAGAUCAGGUUCAUGACCAGGAUCAGGAUCUGAAACAGGAUCAGGACCAGGAUCAGGUCCAGGAUCAGGAUGAAGAUCAGGUUCAUGACCAGGAUCAGGAUCAGGUCCAGGAUCAGGAUGAAGAUCAGGUCCAGGCCCAGGAUCAAGAUCAGGUCCAGGAUCAAGAUCAAGAUCAGGAUCAGGAGGAAGAUCAGGUCCAGGAUCAGGAUCAAGACCAGGUCCAGGAUUAGGUUCAGGUCCAGGAUCUGAAAAAGGAUCAGGACCAGGAUCAGGUCCAGGUUCAGGACUUUCAUGUAGAGACAGAGAAAAAAAGAAAACUUGAACCAGAUCUGGACCACGACUCGUGUAAAAUAUAUAAAUAGAUACAGAGAGAGGAGAGAAGGAGGAGGUGAAUGAGGAGGGGGGAGAGAAAGGGAGAGAAUGCAGAGGAGGAAUAUGGAGGAGGUGAAGAAGAGGAUGGGGACGCAGCGUGACAUCAUCGGCCGGCGUCUCCCUGGACUUGACAAACUCGUCUCUAAUCACAGAAGAAGAAGUGGCUGACGUGUGAUUGGCUGGGGAGACUUUGAGACUGUGUUUCAUUGGCCGACAGUCUGAGGGCGAGGAGUCGCCACAGGGCUGCUAUUGGACAGAUGCUCUGGAGAUGGGCAGGGCUGACGUGUGUUGGAGCCAAUCAGAUCUCUGCUGGUUAUGUACACAUGCAUCGUACACACGCAGGUCAUACAUGUACACACGCAGGUCAUACAUGUACACAGGUCAUACAUGUACACACGCAGGUCAUACAUGUACACACGCAGGUCAUACAUGUACACAGGUCAUACAUGUACACGCAGGUCAUACAUGUACACACACAGGUCAUACAUGUACGCAGGUCAUACAUGUACACAGGUCAUACAUGUACGCACGCGGAUCAUACAUGUACACACGCAGGUCAUACAUGUACGCAGGUCAUACAUGUACGCACGCUGGUCAUACAUGUACGCGGGUCAUACAUGUACACAGGUCAUACAUGUACACACGCAGGUCAUACAUGUACGCACGCAGAUCAUACAUGUACACACGCAGGUCAUACAUGUACACAGGUCAUACAUGUACACACAGGUCAUACAUGUGCUCCUGCAGUUCGUCAGAUUCUUAUCACAGACCCGACUCCAUGUUGUUUAACCACGAUGCAGUUUGUCGCCCCCCCGCCUCAGCGUCACGUAUGUUUAACGAUAGUUCUGCUGCGUUUUUGCUUUGACUGAUGAUCACGUGACUCCAGAGCAGCUGUGAACCAGACAUGAAGAAACUUCCUGAAACACAUUGAGCCAUGAAACUUUAAGUACGAUGAACAGGAAGAAGGAUUUUUAAUUUGAUUUCAUCGAUCUUUGUGACAUCAUAAAGGGGCGGGUCAUGUAGUUGUCAUUGGAGCCUUUCGUUUCAACUGCAGCUUCUGAUUGGUGGAGAGAUUUAAAUCACUGAAGGAUUUUCUUCCAGAUGAAUCCGAUUCUGUCGCUUGUGUCACGUACGAGUCGUGACUGUAUGUACUGUGUUUUAUAGAGAGAUUCAAAAUCCAAUUGUUGUAACAUUUGAAAUAAAUCUGAAAGAUUUUAUUGUUAAAUUAUUGUGUUCAUAGAUUCCAGUUGUGUUCAGAUUUGAGUCAACCUGAUCACCUCUGGAACCUUUUCUCCUAACUUGCUGCCCUUUAAAAUCUUUUCUAAAAUGACCCCAUGGGGAUUCUGGGAAAUGUAGUAUUUAAAGGUAAAGUGUUCUCUCUCAUCAAGUCACAUCUGCACCGGCAUUAAAAUCAGACUGAGUCUUCCAUGAACAUGAA